This is a messenger RNA of Oncorhynchus masou masou (cherry salmon), 752 nucleotides long. RefSeq names its product high choriolytic enzyme 1-like. Gene Ontology annotation, molecular function: zinc ion binding; metalloendopeptidase activity. NCBI's taxonomy places the organism in Eukaryota, Metazoa, Chordata, Actinopteri, Salmoniformes, Salmonidae. The record is from RefSeq and is a predicted model, not a curated record. Gene Ontology annotation, biological process: proteolysis. The coding region runs from base 13 to 492 and encodes 159 amino acids. The transcript is spliced from 5 exons.
AGAAAGAAAACCAUGCUAGCAGCAUUCAAGCUCAUUUCAGACCAGACGUGCAUCCGCUUCCACGAAUACACCAAUGAGAUUAACUACAUCGAGUUCGUCUCUGGGACAGGCUGUGCGUCGUAUGUAGGUUUUCAGGGCGGGGCCCAGUCUCUGUACUUCGGUAGCGUCUGUAACGUGGGGAACCUGUGCCAUGAGCUGAUGCAUGCCCUGGGCCUGCACCACGAGCACACACGGCCAGACCGUGACCAAUACGUCACCAUACAGUGGGACAACGUGGUCCCUGGAAAAGAAGAGAACUUUAAGGUGAAGAAAGGAGACACUCAGGACCUGCCCUAUGACUACGACUCCAUAAUGCACUACGGAACAUACUACUUCUCAUCAAACCGGAACCCCACUAUUGGCUCCAAGAAGAGGGGAGUCCAGAUUGGACAGAGAAAUCACCUGAGCCCCCUGGACAUAACACGCCUUAACAAACUCUAUCAAUGUGAAUAACAAUGCACAGUUUAUCACUUAUUACACCAUCGAAGAAGAUUUCAACACCGCUGCUGUCGACUGAAGACUCCAACACAAAUGGCACUGACAUUUUAACUUCAACAAUAAGUUGAACAAGUCCCUUAAAGCUUUCUGAUGUAUUGUACGUGUGUUCAGCAGCAGGUAGUUUAAUUUGUCCUGUGUGCUCUUGCUGCCUUGAAUUAGGCCUAUUCCACUGCACAUGUCUUGGAAAUAAAUAAAAUGAUCUCGACUGAAAAUAA